AUGCGGUUUCGAAGCAAAUUAAUCAAUAUUGUGACUUUUUCAAAGAAUGAGGUUGUUCGAUUCACCAUCAUCCCCGACCAAGGCACCCAGGUUUGGGCUCAGUUACCAGUAGAUGCCAUAUUCGAUGGACAGACAUAUAUCCUUGAAUCCAAUGCGGGGGUCAUCAAUCUAGAAGUCCCCGUGGGAGCUCUCCAUCGCGCACUUCGCUCUGCCGUCGCCGCCGCCUCCGCUCAGUUACGAUUAACCAAGAAAGGCAAUGUUCCUCUCCUGGCACUGACUGUACAUGCUUCAUCUUGGACUGUCGGCUCCAAUGCCCUUGGCAUAGGCAUUGGCGAGACGAGCGACCAUGAUAUCGGGAAUUCGUCUAGGCCCGGUCCCUCCGGGCCUCGGGAGCGCGAGACGGUCAUCACGCAGGAAGUGCCCGUCAAGGUGCUGCACGAGACCGCCGUCGAGGGUCUUCAUGAACCACGCUGUCGAGAUCCAGAUGUACAUAUUGUAUUACCCAGUCUGGCCCAGCUGAAGAGCAUAUCAGAGAGGUUUACCAAGUUAGCAGCGGAUGCUACUAAUUCGUCCUCCUCGACUGGGUUCUCCGGCGCGUCUUCGUCUUCUCCCAAACUAGAAUUAUCCGCCAAUAUGCAUGGGUCUCUUAAAUUGGCAAUUGCCACCGAUGCAUUGCGCAUCUCGAGUGUCUGGACGGAUCUGGUAAAUCCGUCCCUGGACCCGAGCCAGUUGUCGCAGACAGAAAUCGAGCAGUUGCCUAGUGAGCGGAUGCGUGGGUUAAACGAAAACGAUGAGGCCGCAUGGGCCAAGGUGAGGAUUGAUGGUAGAGACUGGGGUCGGGUAUUAAGCGUUGGAAGGUUGAGUCCCAAGGUGGUCGCCUAUGCUCUUUACGCGUAUAUCAAGGUUUCGUUCAUGAGACGGCGCUGA
Messenger RNA from Aspergillus tanneri, 927 nucleotides. Its product is annotated as checkpoint protein HUS1 family protein. Gene Ontology annotation, biological process: nucleotide-excision repair; mitotic DNA replication checkpoint signaling; double-strand break repair via homologous recombination. Lineage: Eukaryota; Fungi; Ascomycota; Eurotiomycetes; Eurotiales; Aspergillaceae. The record is from RefSeq and is a predicted model, not a curated record. Gene Ontology annotation, cellular component: site of double-strand break; nucleolus; checkpoint clamp complex. The transcript is spliced from 4 exons. The coding region runs from base 1 to 927 and encodes 308 amino acids.